Neoarthrinium moseri is the source of this 1443-nucleotide messenger RNA. RefSeq lists its product as uncharacterized. Gene Ontology annotation, biological process: plasma membrane tubulation; endocytosis; actin cortical patch localization. Lineage: Eukaryota; Fungi; Ascomycota; Sordariomycetes; Amphisphaeriales; Apiosporaceae. Gene Ontology annotation, cellular component: actin cortical patch; Rvs161p-Rvs167p complex; mating projection tip. Gene Ontology annotation, molecular function: lipid binding; protein binding. Bases 1 to 1443 code for a protein of 480 amino acids. The record is from RefSeq and is a predicted model, not a curated record. The transcript is spliced from 3 exons.
AUGCAGUCGAUGCAGAGGCAGUUCGGCAAGCUUAUGCGCAAAGCUCCUGGAGACAAUGCGAAAGUCUCUGUCGUGCUGAAUGACUACGAGGACGCAGACAAGGUGCUUGCUAAGCUUAUAGAGAAUGCGAAGUCUUGGCACGAGUCCUGGGUGGCCCUCACCAACUCGCAGCUGGGCAUCGUGACCGAGUACGAAGGCCUCUACGACCCGAUCGAGGGCACCGGCCGGACCAAUGCGAGAACGGCAGCCACGACCCCCGAGCUGCAGCUCAAUCGAACAUUCGCCUUGAAGGCGGCCUACACAGACUUCCGGACCGAUCUUUUUGAGGAGAUCGGCCAGAUAGAAUCCAACAUUAUCAAGCCCGCAUCGGACGCCAGGGAUUGUCUUGCGCCGCUGCGAAAGACUAUCAAGAAAAGAGAGAACCGGAGGCUGGACUACGAUAAGGCGCAGGAAAAGGCCGUGAAGCUACAAAGGAAACCCGGAAAAUCGCCAAAGGAAGAAGCUGCACUAGCCAAGGCGGAAGAGGAAGUGGCCAGAGCUGCAGAUGAAUUCCAAGUUGUGGACGACCAUGUCAGGGAGACACUCCCCCCUAUCGUCAAUGCUGCCUUCAGCAUGGUGCCUCCUCUGGUGGCCGCCAUUGUACUAAUACAGAAUCGCCUGUUGGGCCUAUAUUAUACUGUCUUGCACGGCUACUGUGAGGCGCACAAUUUCCAGUCACCGCCACCUCCGAUGGAGGAUGUCAUUGCAGCAUGGCAAGCGAACUUUGGCCCCGCCAGGAGGGACGUGGAAUCUAUCAGCUGCGUGGCCCAUGGAAGGGCCGCGCGUCAGCCGAUGCACGUCAACGUAGAGGCACAGAUCAACGAGGCAAACGCCAGGAAGCCCUCCAACAGCUCCAUGAGCAGCUUCCGUCGCACCUCGUCAAUGGGUGUUACCAACGGGGAGGAGCAGCCCCCCGGUCCCAUGCCUCCGCGCCCGAACAGAAUCCCAUCGGCUCCUAUCGGGACCCCGGGCCCGCGCCCGACAUUCAACAACACGAACCUCGGUGUGCCUACCGAGUUCACCACCGCCUCGGGUUAUGGCCAGUCUCCUGGGACGUCACCAAGAUCUCUGGCGCCUCGUUCCGAUUACUUCGGGCCAGGGCCCAAUCGCCCGCCAAGCGCUGCGUCGACCGCCGCAUCGAGCGUGUCCACAGCCAGUGCCAACCCCGCGGCGUUCAAGAAGAAACCGCCGCCGCCGCCCCCGAAGCGCAUCAACUCCGGCAAGCCAGACGAGUUCGUCGUGGCGUUGUAUGCGUUCGCGGGCCAGAGCGCUGGCGACCUGUCAUUCCAGGAGGGCGACCGCAUCAAGGUGGUCAAGAAGACGGGCACAGAUCAGGACUGGUGGGUUGGCGAGGUGAGAGGUGUCAAGGGGAACUUCCCGGCCAACUAUUGCAGGGCCGCGUGA